CUCUUACCAUUCUAAACGAUCUCCGCAUUAGCAAACAGCAUGACCUGCUUGUGGGUCCCAAUGACAGACAGAUGGGUUUAAAAUGCUGAAAAUGAGCUGUUCUUCACGACCAUUUCUUUAACCGACUACAAAUUAAAGAAGGUCAAGGACUUCUGUGAAGAUGCCAGCAGGUGUGUCUUGGCCUCGCUACCUGAGGAUGUUCGGUGCCAGUGUACUGGCCAUGUUUGCAGGAGCACAGGCCGUCCACCAGUAUUACCUGCCUGAUUUGACUAUUCCAGAGGUACCGCCAAAACCAGGAGAGCUUCGGACAGAACUGCGGGGCUACAAAGCCAGAGAAGAAGCUACCGCGAUGUUAGAACAGCUUAAAGCAGAAGAAAAAGUGGACUGAUGUGGACUUAUUCGCCCUCAUGGUGAUGGACACUUGGAUGGACUAUAUCCAGAAUUUGCUAACACAAAGACGCUGCCACGUGUCUGAGAGUAAAGACAUACCUGGGACAUCUGCAAAAAAUGUAUUCAAGUGUUGAGUGAUUUCUUCUCAUCAAACAAAAGGCGUGGAAUGAAUAGCUGAAUCUUUGGCGUCUUGAUGCUUUGGAUUACGCCUGGAACCAGAUCUGGAACAUCUUCCUCCUUUUUUAAGUCUUUGCAGUUUUUAAACCAAGUGAUAAAAUAUGUAGAAGACUUAAAGUAAGCCUUAACAGCACAUGGUAACUGCUGAUGUCAUUCAGUAACUGUAUUUCAGUAAAAAGUGUACCGGUUGAUCAUUUUUCCCCUCACAGAAUAUAUUAUUUGGCAUCAAAGUUUUAAGAAAAAAUUGUGUUUAGUUUCCAGGUCGCUCUCUAAAGAUUAUAUAUGUUUUUCUUUAAUGUAUAAUAAUUAAAUACAACUUCAAACCAC
Molecule: messenger RNA, 894 nt
Organism: Labrus bergylta (ballan wrasse)
Lineage: Eukaryota; Metazoa; Chordata; Actinopteri; Labriformes; Labridae
Gene: uqcc6
Product: ubiquinol-cytochrome c reductase complex assembly factor 6
Biological process (GO): mitochondrial respiratory chain complex III assembly
Cellular component (GO): mitochondrion
Source: RefSeq, a predicted model, not a curated record